Messenger RNA from Drosophila albomicans, 2615 nucleotides. RefSeq names its product transcription factor SPT20 homolog. Lineage: Eukaryota; Metazoa; Arthropoda; Insecta; Diptera; Drosophilidae. The coding region runs from base 32 to 2563 and encodes 843 amino acids. The record is from RefSeq and is a predicted model, not a curated record. The transcript is spliced from 5 exons.
CAUCGAGGGCUUAAGCACGACCAACGUGAAGAUGAAUUUGUCAGUCGCAUUGUUGGCGCUCGUCGCCGUCUGUUGCUCCUGUGGACCAGCAACAGCAGACAUAUCGCUGAAGCAAUCGCCUCGCUUCGAGGAGAGCAGCUAUGGAAAUUCGCGUUAUCAGAUCUUUGAGGUGCACAAUCAUUAUGAGGGCAAGAACAAUGCCUACUUGCCGCCAUCACAAACGCAGACCACGCACGAAGAGAUACACAUUCAUCAUCAGCAGCAGCCACCAACAGUUGCUAGCGUGCCACAGCCACAGCAACAGCAGCAACCAUUGCCUGUGUCGGUGCCUGUGCCUUUCCCUUCCACCUAUCAGCAUGAUUUCCAACGCAAGCAACCGUUGCGCCUGCAACCAGCUGUCUCUUACCGUGCAGCCGGUUAUUUGCCGCCCACAGUUGCCACGCCCAGCGCACAGCAGCAACAACAGCAACAGCAACAGAUUUAUCAAACUGCUGUUAGCUACAUCGAGCAGCAACAGCAACAGGUGCAACAGCAACAGGUACAUGUGCAACACCAACAACAACAGGUGCAAUUGCAACAGCAACAGCAGCAACAACUCAUCAGCAAGCCUGCCUACAGAGGCAACGACUAUUUGCCGCCAACAACCAGCAGCACAACAACAGCAACCAGUGCCACAACAACAGCUGCUGCCAUUCCCAGCUACGCACAACAGCAGCAACAACAACAACAGUCUCAAGUCUAUCGCGCUCCUCCCUAUUUGCCACCCAGCAGCAACACCGAUAGCAACAGCAACAGCAUUAGCCACAGCAUUGUCAGCGGCAGCAGCAGCUCAAGUCAGUCGGGUUAUCAGGCACCUGGUUACUUGCCACCUGGCUAUGAAUUUGCCAAUGCCGAGCCUCAAGCUGUGCAGCAGCAGCAACCACAACAGGUACAACAGCAACAACAACAAGUGCAACCAACAGCAACGGCAACAGCAACCGAGUAUCAGGCGCCUGGUUAUCUGCCACCUGGCUACGAGUUUGCCAAUCCCGAUCAGCUGCCAUUGGCGCCUGUGCAGACGGUUGCUGCCGUGCAGCAGCAACCAGCAGUUGGCGAAUAUCGUGCACCAGAUUAUUUGCCACCCAGCUACGAAGAGGUCAAGCAACAACCACAGUCACUACCACAACAGCAGCAGCAGCCACAGAUUGUGUAUCAGCAGCAGCCACAGCAAGUGCAGCAGCAACAGGUCGCAGGACAGCAGCAACAAGUGCAAGUUCAGCAGCAACAACAAGUGCAAGUGCAACAGCAACAAGUGCAAGUGCAACAGCAACAAGUCCAGGUACAGCAGCAACACGUUCAGACUCAGCAGCAACAAGUGCAACAGGUGCAACAGCAACCACAGAUCACUCAUCCUGGCGCCUUGCCCGAAGGCUACGAGUUCACCAAGCCCGAAAACUUUGAGGCCGCCAUUGCCGAGCUGCACAGCCUGCAAACGCAAACGAAAUUGCUGAAACAGCAGCAGCAACAGCAGCAAUUGCAGCUGCAGCAGCAGCAACAACAGUUGCAACUGCAGCAGCAGCAGCAGCGUCAACAACAGCAGCAACCACGACAUGUUGGUGCCGUGCAAGGCAGCAAUAUUAUCUACGGCGCACCCAAACAGCAGCAGCAACCAACAACCGCCACGCUGACAACAUCAGUUGCAGCAACAGCAGCGCCUGUUGCACGUCCCAUUGCGGUUGCUGCCCCAACCCCCGUGGCUGCUCCAUUGCCAGCGCCACCUACAACACAACACAUACACAUACACACGCUGCGCAGCUACAUGAACACGGUGCAGCCAUUGGCACGCUACGGCCAACCACAGCCACAACAGCCACAGCAGCAGCAGCAGCCACGUGUAGUGGCACAGCAGCAACCACAAAUCGUUGAAGUUGCGCCCAUGUAUCGCGAGCAAUCGAAGCGACCACGUUUCUAUGCGCCAGCCAUGUCUUAUGCACGCAAUGCGUUGCCCACGCAAUACCAUCAGCAUCAUCACAUUCAUCACGUCCAACAACAGCAGCAGCAGCAACAUCGUCAAGUGCAGCAGCAACGCGCUACUCUCAACUUCCAGGCGCAGCAAUCGCUGCAAAAGUUCAUGCCACGCGAAAUGCAAAUGGCCGUCAAUGUGGCUGUUGCUGCCACAGCGCCUGUGCCACGUGGCAGCUCUCGAGUGCGAACGGUGCAAAUCGUGAAGCCGCAUGCAGUGCGUACGUUCAAGGUACUGGAAACUUUGGAUGCUGCUGGCGUGAAGACGAUUAAAAUCUUGGGCACCAGCAACGAGCAGCCAAGGGGGCAACAUCACAUUGUCAAGGUGGUGACACAGGAUGCGCACAACGGUGUCGAGAAUCAUGUGCAGACCGUCAAGAUCUACGACGAUCAGCAGGAGUAUGUGCCACCCCAACAGCAACCACAGCAGCCACAGCAACAACAAGCGCAGUCAACGACACGCGGCUACUUGCCACCAACGGCGGCACGUCCACGAACGCGCAUCGUGCGUGAGGCAAGCAAAGUGCGAACGCUGCGUUUGCUGCCUGUGCCCAGGCAUUAAAUUUAAAUUUAGCACUGAUUAGAGUUUAACGCAACAGCAACCACAACAAACA